AUGGGGAGGCCACCUUCUAGUGAUGAGAAUGGCCUCAAGAAGGGCCCCUGGACUACUGAAGAAGACGAGAAGCUCAUGAGCUACAUCCAGAAGCAUGGCCAUGGAAGCUGGAGAUCCCUACCUCAACUUGCUGGCCUGAACAGGUGUGGUAAGAGCUGCAGGCUAAGAUGGACCAACUACCUGAAGCCAGACAUCAAGAGAGGGAAGUUCUCCCAGGAGGAAGAGCAAACCAUCCUCCAGCUGCAUACCGUCCUUGGCAACAAGUGGUCGGCUAUUGCGAAGCAUCUCCCUGGACGGACAGACAACGAGAUCAAGAACUUCUGGAACACCCACCUCAGGAAGAAGCUCAUCAAGAUGGGCCUCGAUCCGAUGACCCACCGUCCGAGAACAGACUUCUUUGCUGCUCUCCCGCAGCUCAUUGCACUCGCCAACCUUCGGCAGUUCAUCAAUCAGCAACCAUGGGAUGACCACACCGCCGGGCUGCAAGCUCAGACAGCACAGGCUGCCAACCUCCAGUACGUGCAGUCACUGCUUCACUCUGCAGCCUCCAUUGCUGCCAGCCCCACUACCAGCAGCAGCCUCAACAGUCUCACCAUGGACCUGGAGCAGAUCAACUUCUUGAGCCCUCCGCAGAUGCUUUCUCCAAGUGUACUUGAGGGUAAUGGUGGCAUAGACUUAGCAGGGCAGGUGGCUCAGAACCAAAUGCCUAGCAUUACCUUUGAUCACACAAUUGGCAACAUCAACCCGGGUUCAGAUAACCAUGUUGAAACCAGUGGGCAGCACCGCAGUGAGGAAGAGAAUAACAGCAAGAAAAGGCAGUUUCUCUCUGAAAACUCCCUUCCACCUCUCACUGACAUGGCGGCUUCCAACAUUUGCAAUACCAUCAGCACCUCAAACUGCGACGGCGUUAGUAGUCCGUUUCCCAGUUGGUCAGAAAUCCUACUUGAUGAAGAGCUGCUGAGCGAGUUUGCAUGA
Messenger RNA from Triticum turgidum subsp. durum (durum wheat), 975 nucleotides. The record is from the annotation of a GenBank genome assembly. NCBI's taxonomy places the organism in Eukaryota, Viridiplantae, Streptophyta, Magnoliopsida, Poales, Poaceae.